This is a messenger RNA of Coturnix japonica (Japanese quail), 2894 nucleotides long. RefSeq names its product solute carrier family 25 member 15 (gene SLC25A15). Gene Ontology annotation, cellular component: mitochondrion. Gene Ontology annotation, molecular function: L-ornithine transmembrane transporter activity. Gene Ontology annotation, biological process: mitochondrial L-ornithine transmembrane transport. Lineage: Eukaryota; Metazoa; Chordata; Aves; Galliformes; Phasianidae. The record is from RefSeq and is a predicted model, not a curated record.
GGAACCCCACCGCAGGGGACGGCACGAGAUGAUGCUCCAGGCCCCGCAACCUCCCCUGUGGGAGGCGUCGUUCCCCGCCGGGCACCCCGUGCGUGCUUCCCGCAGGGAUCCUGAGGCAGCGUCCCCAGGCCCCACCGGUGUGUGAGGCAGAGCCGAGAGCGAAAACUGCCGCCACAUCACGAGGAGAGGCGUGAGAAGGGCGCUGGGAAGGCCGCCGGGGGCACCACGUCCCGCCCACCGGCUGCCCGGGGCCGCGGGGGGCCGCGCCGCCUUCCCCGGCCGCCUAUAUAGGGGCGGCGGCGGCGGCGGGGCGGUUGGGCGCUGCGGUCCGAGCUCUGGGUUUGCUGUAGAAGUGGCAGAGCAGUCGUUAACUCGGCAUGUCCACCGGUAGUUUGUAAUAGAACCGUGUAAUCACAAAGAAGACACAGGAGUAGGAGGAAAAUAUCUUGACACCAUCCAGGAAGCUGGAGGCUUUUCACUCUGCAAUAAUCAAUAAACAAGUGUGAAGCAUGAGGAUCAACUCUGCUCUUCAGGCUGCUAUUGACCUCACAGCAGGAGCUGCAGGUGGGACAGCCUGCGUGUUGACUGGCCAACCCUUCGACACAGCAAAGGUGAAGAUGCAGACCUUCCCUGACAUGUACAAAGGAGUUGUUGACUGUUUUAUGAAAACCUACAAACAAGUGGGAUUUGGAGGCUUCUACAAGGGGACCACACCUGCUCUGGUAGCCAGCAUUGCGGAGAACUCUGUUCUUUUCAUGUGCUAUGGGUUUUGCCAACAGAUUGUGAGAAGAAUUGUUGGAGUUGACAGGAAAACAAAGCUCAGUGACCUACAGAACGCUGCCGCGGGCUCCUUUUCCUCUGCCUUUGCCGCGCUUGUUCUGUGCCCCACGGAGCUGGUGAAGUGCCGGCUGCAGGCCAUGCACGAAAUGCAGUUGUCAGGAAAGAUAAUGCAGGGACAAAACACAGUUUGGUCAGUAGUGAAGAGCGUUAUCCAAAAGGAGGGACCCCUGGGCUUUUACCGGGGCCUGUCGAGCACUUUGCUGCGGGAAGUCCCAGGCUAUUUCUUCUUCUUUGGAGGGUACGAACUGAGCCGGACGUUCUUUGCCUCUGGGAGAUCGAAAGAUGAAUUGGGUCCCGUCCCUUUGCUGCUCAGCGGAGGCUUUGGAGGCAGCUGUCUGUGGAUUGCUGUGUAUCCUAUAGACUGUGUCAAAUCUAGAAUUCAGGUUCUUUCAAUGGCUGGAAAGCAGACAGGCUUCAUGGGAACGUUUGUAACCCUUGUGAGAACUGAAGGUGUACUUGCCUUGUAUUCUGGACUAAAGCCAACUAUGAUCCGUGCAUUCCUGGCCAAUGGGGCACUGUUUCUUGCCUAUGAGAACAGCCGAAAACUUAUGAUGAAACAGAUAGAUUCUUACUGAUACCUUCUAGCAAACAGAGAAACCUUUUCAAUAAAUGAUCAAAGCCUAUAGGACUCAUAACAAUCCGAGGGCAGUACCAGAUCACUGACUUGAUUUUAGGAGCUCAGUUCCAGUUUAGGAUUUGCUAUCUUUUAAAUUCAAAGUGAUUUUUACGGAGAUGCUUCUUGAAUUGGACUGGCAGGACUGGCUCCAUCUUGUAGAUGUCUUUUCCUGCCUGUAAUGGUGCUAAGAAGACACACUGGUUUUUAACGUUACAGACAGAACAGGCUGUGAUUUGUUUAAGGCAAAGCACUGCUUUAAAGCCUGUGCUGUGGCUGCUGCAUUUCCCGUUUCUUGCUGGCAGUAUCUGAUUCCAAGUAAUUCCAGUCUUGUCUAAUCUUACUGAGUGCACCUGCCUUUUCCUUGCUCCCUCCCACCCUAUGACUCUCCAGGAUCAUUGCCUGGCCUUAUAGAAGUGUUCACCCUCUACUUCCACUAUUCUAUGACCUAUAGCCAAGAUAGGGUUGCAUUUAAGAUUACUGGGUGUAAAGAGUCAAGGCAGAAUUCGUAACAGUUAUUUGCUGCAGGCAGUGCUGAAGUGUUAGUUUAAUUCAGUGAUAUUUAUAACACAGGAGGGCUGCUGGAAACAAAUGCUUGUUCGAAGCAUGGUUGUAACGUGCAAGCUCACAGGUCACCUUGAUAGGGAUGAGUUUGCGUGCUUGAAGGCAGGAAGAUGAACAGAAGGCCAGAGCCAAGUUCUUGAAGACAGCUGACAUCACGGGCUUCAAUUUAUUCCAAUUGGAGCCCUGUCACAUGUGCCACUUGCUGCAGCUCUUCAGCUGGGUGGAAACACAGCCUUGGGCCAUUGACAUCACCCUUAGGCCUGGAUGGCAUGUCUGCCUUCCCCAGUAUUUGCUUAAAUAUGCAACUUCAGGCCAGUUAGUGUUACCCAAAAUGAGAUCGUAGCAUCUAUUUUUCUAGUUGCUCCCCUCCUUUUCUCCUCAACUCACCUGUACAUGUGGGAGUAACACCACACAGAGUCACCUCUUAAAAAGGAGCUUAUGGCAAAGGCUUGAAUAAUUCAGGUACAAGGGGUAGGAUUUCAAGAGUCCUAAGCUUCCUCCUUUUUAAAGUUGUUUAUCCAAGAGAAAUAAUAUCAACUUUCUUGAUUAUUACAAGCGCAUACAAAGAUAACAGAAUCCAUAGCAGGGGAAUACUGAAAUCUAAUUCUUAGAUUUGUCUUUGCUUUCAUUUUAUAAAGCUGAGUUGCAAUGUUUAAUUACUAUAUAUAUAGAGGCUUCCAAGAGAAGCAGGAGUUUAGAACCACUGACAGCAGGAAGCUGGUGGCAGGAACAGAUGUGCAUUGAGAGCUUACCUGAACCAAGCGGUAACUUCUACAGCUGCACUUAAGCUGCACACAUGGAGUUGGUUGUUCAGCUGAGAACUUCAUAACGUUGUUACAGGAAUUCAUGGCAAUAAAGUUUGAUUAACUGCCUGGCA